UAAGACGCAGACGAUAAUUAAAUAAAAGUUUAAAAUAUCGCUGACGUUUCCAAUUAACUGUCGCCUCCGUAUUAACUUGCGUUCUGCGUCUUAUAAACAAAAAGUUAUAAUUAUUGUUACAGUAAAUAAGGGAAAUGUAUAAAGUACAUCAUUUAAUUCUUUUCAGAACUUAUUGUUUAAAAAAACACUUAAUGUUUAUUCGUUUCGUAAUGCAUGUUUGCGUUUGAAAUUAAACUCGCGCCUAUAUUCGUAAUUAUCGGCUCCGUUCAAACGAAACAAAUGAAAGAGGAGACAAUGAGGUGCAGGUACAUACACUCGAAAGGAACGCACCGCGGAUUCGACGGAUUAUCAAAAAUCAAUUUGAAUCUCGACUCGCGUCUUAUCUCGCAAUUACUUAUUCGAAUCACAAGAUACAAGUGCGGGACGCGGUUCGAUUCGACACGGGGCACGCUUUGCGUAUCUGUCCACGCGAUCGCCUAAUGAUCGCCGAUAAUUCACUUCAUUAGGUCAAUUCAUGCGGUUUGCCGCUUCGACUUCGAACGCGCCAGUCGACGCGCGUUCCGAGUUUCGGAUCCGACGAAUCCGAGGCGCGUUUCGUAACCAGUCCCCGAGCGCGGCACACGCAUCCUUGGCUCCGUUGACGCGGCCCGCGUUUUAGUACAGGACGAGGACUUUUCCCGGACGUUUCCCCGAAGCCGUGGCCCUCCACCGAGAGAGGAGAGGAGAGAUCUCCGCCCGCAGGACAAAGUGUGCCGUCGCCGCGAGGAGAACAUUUCCGUUCGAUCCGCUUCCCCCGCCAAACCCCGCCAACGAUCCAACAUGCUCACGACCGUCGUGAGGACCGUCGCCCGCCGCUCGUUCUCCACGUCGAGAUGGGCAGCGGCACAGCAGAUGACCGUGCGAGACGCCCUGAACUCGGCCCUGGAUGAGGAGAUGGAGAGAGACGAGAAGGUGUUUCUGCUCGGCGAGGAGGUGGCCCUCUACGACGGUGCGUACAAGGUCUCUCGGGGCCUCUGGAAGAAGUACGGGGACAAGCGCGUCAUCGACACGCCGAUCACGGAGGCCGGUUUCACCGGUAUCGCGGUCGGAGCGGCUAUGGCUGGGCUGCGACCGGUCUGUGAAUUCAUGACGUACAACUUUUCGAUGCAAGCGAUCGAUCACAUUAUCAACUCCGCCGCGAAGACGUACUACAUGUCCGCGGGCAGGAUCAACGUGCCAAUUGUGUUCCGCGGUCCCAACGGCGCCGCUGCAGGCGUAGGAGCGCAGCACUCGCAGUGCUUCGGCGCCUGGUACAGCCACUGUCCUGGUUUGAAGGUGGUGUCGCCCUACAACAGCGAAGACGCCAAGGGUCUGUUGAAGGCGGCCAUUCGGGAUCCUGAUCCUGUGGUGGUGCUCGAGAAUGAGAUAUUGUACGGCGUGCAGUACCCCAUGUCAGACGAGGCCCUGUCCAAGGACUUUGUUUUACCUAUUGGCAAAGCUAAGGUGGAGCGGGCGGGCAAUCACGUGACUUUGGUGGCACAUUCCAAGGCGGUCGAGGAAUGCCUCGAGGCGGCCAACCAGCUCGCUGGGAAAGGAAUCGAGGCUGAGGUGAUUAAUCUACGUUCACUCAGGCCACUAGAUAUGGACACCAUCAUAGCGUCUGUGGUGAAGACGAAACACCUGGUGACGGUCGAGCAGGGUUGGCCGCAGUGCGGUAUCGGUGCGGAGAUUAGCGCGAGAAUCGUCGAGAGUGAAGCCUUUUAUCAUCUUGACGCACCUGUGAUCCGUGUCACAGGAGUUGACACGCCUAUGCCAUACGCAAAAUCACUAGAAAUCGCGGCCUUGCCACAGGUCAGAGACAUAGUGAACACCGUUAACAAAAUGCUAGAAGUCACGCAGUAGUCAAUAGUACGCGCAUAUCUAGGCGAAAUUACUAAAUUUCUACGAUUUUUCUGGCGAGCCAGUUUUCCUAUCCCCAUCCACCGCAUCUCUACCUGGUACACCAUACCUCUCGUCCGAAUAUCAAUGAAUAAUAGUAGAAUAAUUACAGAGGAAUAACGCGUGACAGUAAGUACAAAAUUUCCGUUCAAUACAGAUAAUAAACAUUUGCUUAUAAGUUUCAUGUGUAAAAACUUACAAAAAAGCACGUUUGAAGAUGGAAAGACGUUUGUACAUUGAUUAUAAUGUAUAAAUGACAUUUAAGUAAAUUUGCUUCUCAAGGUCUGAUUUCUAUAAUAUAUGGUUAAUUAAAAAGUAAACUAUAACAAAAAUUAAUUAAUACUUUUAUAAGCUUAAAUGGUUAAAUAAAGUAAGGUUAACUAAAUCAGAGGUUACACAUGUAGAUAUACUGUUAAUUUAUUUAGUCGUAAGCUUCUAAGAAAGAGCAUGUAUUAAUUAAUUUUCAAGUUAAUUUAUACUACAGCCAACUUAACUUUCUGGUUACUAUAUAUUAUAAAAAACGGGCCAUAAACUAGCGCGCAAAAUGUGCGAUGUGUAUUCUGUACAUUAAUAUAUAUAUAUACAUAUAUAUGUAUACAUGAUAUUAAUAAUGUUAUUAGAUAACGCAAUAAAUGUAAAUAUAUUUUUUAGUAGCUAACGAUAUUUUAUUUAAAAAAAUAAUUGUUAUAAUUGCCAACGAAUGCAAAUUGAAAAAUUCUAAUUUCAUUAAUAUUCAUAUUGAAUUUAAAUGAAUUGAAAUCAAUUUCUAGUUUAAAUAGUUACGAAGUAGUGAACACAUCAAAUUACUGCCGUAUCUAUACAAACUGCCUUUCACAUUGUAGAAUUUCACAUCGCGCACUCAAUUGAAAAUCUCAACGACUUAUAAGAAAAUGUUGAUAGUGCGUUAUGCGUUGUCGCAUAUAUGUAUACUGCACAAUUAUGGGCAGCAUACAAGAUGCUGCAUACGUCUACUAUUUAUUACAGAAAAUUAAUAAAUAAUGUACAAAUUA
Messenger RNA from Monomorium pharaonis (pharaoh ant), 2927 nucleotides. RefSeq names its product pyruvate dehydrogenase E1 component subunit beta, mitochondrial (gene Pdhb). Bases 820 to 1881 code for a protein of 353 amino acids. Gene Ontology annotation, biological process: pyruvate decarboxylation to acetyl-CoA. Gene Ontology annotation, molecular function: pyruvate dehydrogenase (acetyl-transferring) activity. The transcript is spliced from 5 exons. The record is from RefSeq and is a predicted model, not a curated record. Lineage: Eukaryota; Metazoa; Arthropoda; Insecta; Hymenoptera; Formicidae.